AUGAGCGGGUGGCUUCCGCUCCAGCACGAAAUUCGAUGCAUCCUUGAAGACGCGGACAAGCCUCCAGACGAAGAUGACCCUUUUGAUCAAGGUGACGCGGAUGGUGACGAUCGAGACACGAUGCUCGAAGUUGUCAGCCAUAUCCGGGACUCCUUGUCCAUCGCUGCGAACCACACGCCAACGAGAGAGUCUACCUCUAUCCGUACCCCCGUCUUUCUUGGACACGGUGCUAUGGAUGAAAAGGUUCUCCCGUCCCUGGGGCAGGAGGCCUUUGAGACAUUGAAAGCCCUUGGGUUUACGACAGAGUGGAGGGGCUAUCAAGAUGAAGGCCACUGGUACAAGAUCCCCGAUGAAAUUGAUGAUAUUCUUGAUUUCAUUCGUGUCAAGGUCGGGUGGCUCGCCAAGCAGGAUACAUAA
Messenger RNA from Parascedosporium putredinis, 417 nucleotides. The record is from the annotation of a GenBank genome assembly. Lineage: Eukaryota; Fungi; Ascomycota; Sordariomycetes; Microascales; Microascaceae.